CAAAAAGGAAGGAAGCCUUCGGCCAUACAAUCGCGGCAAAAUCGGUUCAAAAAUUUAGCUUGCAAGCUACAGUUAGCAACUACAUGUGUCCUUUUAUCGCCUAGGUAAUUAUCAUUAGGCGUUCACUAUCAUGGACGAGGCAAUAGUGUUUCGUAUGAGUGCAUUUUCCGAGCAAGGAGGGAGGAAAUACAUGGAGGAUGUUGUCGAGAUAAGAAUCGAGUACGAGCCGACGCCGUCGCCAGCCGAAGAUUAUCCAAAGUCGCAGAGACAUGGAGGACAGGGAAAAGCCCAGAAUGAACCUAUCAAACAGACUGAAAAUGAGACACAGGAGCACAACGUUGCUGCCGAAUCCGGACCAGUCUCUGCGAUGUGGGUAGAGAGUCUUUCUAACGAGAACAGUAGCAUCAACAGUAAACCGGUAUCAGACGAAAAAGUCGCAGAGCACGUCGUCGACACUCGGAAGUCUGUGGCGUUUUUCGCCGUUUUCGAUGGCCACGGUGGUCGAGAAGCAGCACAUUUCGCCAGGGAGAAUCUGUGGGAUUUGUUGAAGAGGCAGCGGGGGUUUUGGUCGAAGGAUCACAGCGAAGUGUGUGCUGCUCUCCGGAAAGGGUUCAUCGCCUGUCACCAUGCGAUGUGGAAAGAGCUGCCGGAGUGGCCGAAGACUAUCACUGGCCUGCCCAGUACGUCAGGCACCACAGCCAGCGUGAUUGUGAUCCGAGGAGUUCACAUGUAUGUUGCCCAUGUAGGGGAUUCAGCAGUAGUGGUCGGAGUGAAAGAAAAUGACUCUGAUAUCACGCUCCAGGCACUCGAAGUAACACAAGACCAUAAACCUGAACUGCCUAAAGAAAAAGAGAGGAUUGAACGCCUGGGUGGCAGCGUAAUGAAGAAAUCUGGGGUGAACCGUGUUGUGUGGAAGAGGCCCAGACUGACCCACAACGGCCCCGUGAGGAGGAGCACAGUCAUCGACCAGAUCCCCUUCUUGGCUGUGGCCCGAUCCCUCGGUGAUCUGUGGAGCUACGAUUUCUAUAGUGGGGAGUUUGUGGUUUCUCCAGAGCCUGAUACCACAGUGAUGACCCUGGACCCCAAACGCCAUCGCUACAUCAUCCUCGGCAGCGACGGACUGUGGAACAUGAUGCCACCCAAAAAUGCUGUCAAUAUGUGCUAUAGUCACGAUAAAAUGGUGGGACCAAAGGGAAUGUCUUGCGCCCGCCGUCUGGGAUGCACAGCCCUGCUGUUCUGGAAAGAACGCAUGCUCCGAGCAGACAACACAACAGUAAUCGUCCUGGCCCUACAGGAGCGCGGGGGCCCACCUAUCCCCAUGCACCGAGAUGAGAUCGUGGUCGACAUGGCUACGGGAAUCGACCAUGUUCCAUACCCAGGAACUACUUAUAACACGUGCGAGGUCCCAAAGGCGGAGCAUGAGGAUGACAUGUUUUAUGAAGAAGAUGAGAUAUUUGGAGAAGAACAUGAGGGAUGGCCGUGCCUGGAGUGGUAGUGAGCGGAGUGACGCAGUGAGUGCUCCCUCCCCAUUCAGAGACCGUUCCACACCUCUGGAGCAGGCAUUUGGGCUGUAUGAAGCAGCGUUCUGUGCCACCGCACAGCUCUUACCUGACGUGGACUCUGUGAGGGCUGCGCUGCCCCCCUCAGAUGGCCCUGUCAGUGUUUUUGAAAAGCAAGACUCCACGACCCAAAUGGACUGUGCUGCUUCUGCUCCUCCAUUCAAAAAGUCCCGCCGUUCUCCACACGCGCCCCCUGAACUCAGAGGUCCUCACCGUCGGCUUAGUCGGUCCUCCAGCAAAGGUUUCCCCCAGGAGACGCCCCACAGCAAUGUACAAAGUGAACAAACCCAUCAAACUCAUGCCCAAAGGGGAGAAAGAGGCUCUUCUGAGGAAAGCAGUAUCCUACCACAGCGCCACAACUCUGCCUUGUGUGUGUGCUGAGUCUCAUGGAACCAGUGUGUCUUCCCUGUGACUAGAAGGAUAACCUGCGUCGUUUGCUCAUGUAUCAGGUGUGCCACAGGGCUAUUCCCAGAUGUAUACUUUUUAUACAAAGUCUUUGUUUUUGUAAAUAUGUGAGAAAUUUGAGAUUGUAUAUGUGUUGCUGUUUUGACCUUCUCUUCUCGCUCUUCUUCUUGCCCCCCCCCUUCAAUUUUAGAUCCGCUCAAUCUAUUUUCAUACUUUUAAGUAUGUAUAGUAUAUCCAAAAGACGUAUUUUGAAGAAGAUAGAUCACUACAAUCUGAGAUAACAUCGGUUCAGCCGAAUUGUGUCACGUACAAUCUUCCAGUUUAAAUAGUAACAAAUGGAUGAAUUAUUUUAGGUCAUUUAGACUGCCGUAACUUGCCAGUCUUUCCUUUAUUAGGGAUAAUACCUCAGACUAGUUGUUUGGAAGCUUCCAGGUGGUAACAUAGGGGGGCAAAAUAAUGGAAGAAAUUUGACAAGCAUUGGUCUGAGGUAUUUGUGAGGGUGUUGAUUUUAAGUCUAUAUUAUUUGUUUUGUGUCUUUACCAGUGACUAACUAUGUACUGUCAUGAUCACAGUUGUUAUUUAGCCAAUUGGUGUAUUUAAUGCAUAGCUUGCGAGGAGGUGUGAAAGGGUCAGUUCAUCCAAAUCAUUAAAAAAAACAUGAAACAUAUUAAGCUAGUGGUAUCUAUCCACGUAGAUGCUGUAGAUAUGUGUGGUUUACCGAACUGACUCUUUGAUGGUUCUCUGCUGGAGAGCCACAUUGUUCCAUUCCAAGCAUCUCCAUGUAUGAUUUGGCCGAUUAAAGUACUGUUUUAUGUUAUUGUCAGACCUCGGGCCUAUCUACAAGUGCAUUUGUUUAAAUGGUACAAUCAGAAGUAUGUUGGUUGUUGGGUAAUGGUACUGUAUGUUGAUGUGAAAGCAAAGAUCAAGACCUGUACCUCACUAGAAGGUGGUUUGCAGUCGGCUUUGCCCUUGAUUUUUGUUUGUUUAAGCGUCCACUAACACCAUUUCAAUAUGUCUUCCUCUUUGUUCUCAUAUAUUAUACCCUCGUGUAUGAUUUGCAUCCAUAACUUGUGUUUUAAUCUGCACAUAAAACACCUUAUGGUGCAUAUUUUGAUGACAGGAAGUGCACGAUUGAUGGCAUACAGUAAAUUACAAAGAGAUCAGGAGUUCUGGUUUGUGUUAAUAUGGCAGCUCAGUUACUGUUGUAGGUGAUUUGUUUGCCUUCUUUUUGCAUAAAAGUCAUGUUUGCCUUAGCACAAAGGAGUCAGAGGUGCUUUUUUUUUUUUUUUCAUAUUGAGAAAUAUGAUAGACUUGAGCCGGUAAGAAUUUCUAGGCUAUGCCAGCGGAAGUAUGGCUGUGGCCCAGCCUCAACCAUUUAUCAUGCACCCGCAGUUUUCCACCAGUCUCAUUUUACCAUUCACUCUGCAGCAUACUAAACCUGCUCCUCAACCCGGUUGAUGUUUUUCUUUUAUCUUCCAGAGCAGUUUGUUGGUUUUGUACAGUACGUCAAUAUGCAAUAUAAAAAUAGUUUGUACAUUAUAUUAUUAUGCAAAGUAAUUGGGUUUUUCAGGAGUCUGGCAUGCUCAGAUCUACUCUGUAUGUUGUGAAGUGUCCAGAGGUAAUGGAUGUUAAUGGGCAUGUGGUUUGUUUUUGACAGUUACAAUACUUCGUACCCACUGCAGCCAGUUUUCAGGACUAACUGUAUAAGUCACCUGAUUUGAAAGUGACUGGAUAUACAAUGUCUGUGUGUUGUAAUAAAUUCUCAUU
Chelmon rostratus (copperband butterflyfish) is the source of this 3731-nucleotide messenger RNA. Its product is annotated as protein phosphatase 1D-like. Gene Ontology annotation, molecular function: mitogen-activated protein kinase binding; protein serine/threonine phosphatase activity; cation binding. The coding region runs from base 131 to 1495 and encodes 454 amino acids. The record is from RefSeq and is a predicted model, not a curated record. Gene Ontology annotation, cellular component: cytosol; nucleus. Gene Ontology annotation, biological process: protein dephosphorylation. The transcript has 7 exons. NCBI's taxonomy places the organism in Eukaryota, Metazoa, Chordata, Actinopteri, Chaetodontiformes, Chaetodontidae.